Antechinus flavipes (yellow-footed antechinus) is the source of this 939-nucleotide messenger RNA. Its product is annotated as olfactory receptor 1030-like. Gene Ontology annotation, biological process: sensory perception of smell; G protein-coupled receptor signaling pathway. Gene Ontology annotation, molecular function: olfactory receptor activity; odorant binding; G protein-coupled receptor activity. The record is from RefSeq and is a predicted model, not a curated record. Gene Ontology annotation, cellular component: membrane. Lineage: Eukaryota; Metazoa; Chordata; Mammalia; Dasyuromorphia; Dasyuridae. The transcript has a single exon. Bases 1 to 939 code for a protein of 312 amino acids.
AUGUCAGAGAUAAACUAUACUGUGGUGACUGAGUUCAUUCUUCUGGGACUGACUGACCGUCCAGAAUUGCAACCCAUCCUCUUUGUGAUAUUUUUAAUGAUCUACCUCAUCACUGUAUGUGGAAAUGUGGGCAUGAUUGCACUGAUCAGGACUGAUCCCAAACUUCAAACUCCCAUGUACUUUUUCCUCAGCCACUUAUCAUUUGUGGAUCUUUGUUAUUCCACCAAUGUCACACCUCAGAUGUUGGUCCAUUUUCUGUCACAAAGAAAAACCAUUUCUUUUGUUGGCUGCCUCGUACAGUUUCAUUUAUUCAUUGCCUUGGUGGUCAUGGAUUAUUACAUACUCACAGUUAUGGCCUAUGACCGUUAUGUGGCUAUUUGUAAUCCACUGCUGUAUAGUAGCAAAAUGUCCAGGAACAUUUGCAUCUCCUUGGUCACUGUACCUUAUGUCUAUGGCUUUUUCAAUAGCCUGAUACAAACCAUCCUGAUGCUCCAGCUAUCCUUCUGUGGCCCUAAUGAGAUUAACCACUUUUACUGCGCUGACCCACCCCUUAUGGUCCUCUCAUGCUCAGACACUUACAUCAAAGAAACAGCCAUGUUUAUAGCUGCUGGUUCCAACCUCAUCUGCUCCCUCACAAUCAUCCUCAUCUCUUACAUGUUUAUCUUCAUAGCUAUCUUGCGUAUUCGCUCUAAUGAGGGCCGGCGUAAAGCUUUCUCUACCUGUGCUUCCCAUCUGACAGCUGUCACUGUGUUUUAUGGGACUCUUUUUUGCAUGUAUUUAAGACCUCCAUCGGAGAAAUCUGUAGAACAAGGAAAAAUUGUAGCAGUUUUCUUUAUUUUUGUAAGUCCUAUGUUAAAUCCCUUGAUUUAUAGCCUAAGAAACAAAGAUGUUAAGGAUGCUGUGAAGAGAAUAAUCAAAAGUAAAUUAAUGACUAAAUAA